Molecule: messenger RNA, 330 nt
Organism: Symbiodinium pilosum
Lineage: Eukaryota; Dinophyceae; Suessiales; Symbiodiniaceae
Source: the annotation of a GenBank genome assembly
GCUAUCGCUGCCCUGGAGGUCUCCGAAGAGGGCGAGGCCGCCGAGGAGGCGCCGGAGCAGCCAGAAGCCAAGGCUAAGGAGGAGCAGGUGGACGUCCUGUUCCUCAUCGAGGCGCCGGCAGAUUUGGAGGAGCUGCAGGCCAUGUCUGACGCAGGUCUCUACGAAGUGGUGGAUCUCUGGACCAGCAUCUUCUUUGCAGGCAAGUCUGUGGACGAAGCCGAUCCAACACUGCAGGUAGAUGGCGAGGUGCCCGCGGGCCCACAGCUCUUCUACGAGGCCAUUCAUGCAGCUUCAGCCUCCUCGGAUGUGUCGAACAGCCUCGCACUCUGA